This is a messenger RNA of Paramormyrops kingsleyae, 2852 nucleotides long. It is a transcript of the gene gys2, whose product is annotated as glycogen synthase 2. Lineage: Eukaryota; Metazoa; Chordata; Actinopteri; Osteoglossiformes; Mormyridae. Gene Ontology annotation, cellular component: cytoplasm. Gene Ontology annotation, biological process: glycogen biosynthetic process. Gene Ontology annotation, molecular function: alpha-1,4-glucan glucosyltransferase (UDP-glucose donor) activity. The record is from RefSeq and is a predicted model, not a curated record.
CAUACGCGUGGUACUUGGUUCGACAAACAGCGCUCCGCCUCAUUCACUCCCAGUCCCCCGGUGUGAGUUCUGACCUCGACAAGGUCUGCAACAUGUGCAUAUUUUGAGGUCAACUGGAGAAGGAAAUUCAGAAACAGACCAUUUUCUUUCCGAAAGCCUUGCCAUUUGUGACUAGUUAGACAUUUCCAAAAGGCGCCAUGCCGCUUUCUCGGUCUCUGUCCAUGUCCUCCUUGAGCGGACUGCCGCUUUGGGAGGAUGAAGGUCUGCCCGUGGAAGAUCUGCUGCUCUUUGAAGUUGCCUGGGAAGUAACUAAUAAAGUUGGAGGGAUUUACACAGUGAUUCAAACCAAAGCCAAGAUCACGGUGGAUGAAUGGGGAGAUAACUACUUCAUGGUGGGCCCAUACUACGAGCACAACUUCAAGACCCAGGUAGAGGGCUGCGACCCCCCGAACCCUGCGAUAAAGAAGGCCAUGGACUGUCUGACAAACAACGGCUGUCAGGUGCACUUUGGUCGCUGGCUCAUUGAGGGCAGUCCCUAUGUGGUGCUCUUUGACAUCGGGGCUGCUGCCUGGAAUCUGGACCGAUGGAAGGGGGAACUCUGGGAUACAUGUGGGAUCAGCCUUCCCUUCCAUGACAGGGAAGCCAAUGACUCCCUCAUUUUUGGGUCAAUGGUUGCCUGGUUUUUCAAAGAGCUAACAGACGGGUUCCAAGACAUGCCCAAUGUCAUCGCACACUUCCACGAGUGGCAGGCUGGAGCGGGGCUCGUACUCUGUCGCUCACGGAAGCUUCCCUUGGCGACCAUCUUUACGACACAUGCUACUCUGCUGGGCCGAUACCUGUGUGCUGGGAAUGUAGAUUUCUACAACAACCUGGACAAGUUCAACAUCGAUAAGGAGGCCGGCGAGAGGCAGAUCUACCAUCGGUACUGUUUGGAGCGAGCUGCUGUUCACUGCUCACAUGUCUUCACCACCGUCUCGCAGAUCACUGCCGUGGAGGCUGACCACAUGCUCCACAGGAAGCCAGAUAUGGUGACCCCGAAUGGACUGAAUGUUAAAAAGUUCUCAGCCAUGCAUGAGUUCCAGAACCUUCAUUCCAUAAACAAAGCCAAGAUUCAAGAGUUUGUCCGGGGGCAUUUUUAUGGCCAUCUUGACUUCAAUCUCGAAAAAACACUGUUCUUCUUCAUCGCCGGGCGAUACGAGUUCACCAACAAGGGAGCUGACAUAUUCCUGGAGUCUCUAUCCAGGCUCAACUACCUGCUCAGAGUGCACAAGAACGAUGUGACGGUGGUGGUUUUCUUCAUCAUGCCGGCUAAAACCAACAACUUCAACGUGGAAUCGCUGAAGGGGCAGGCGGUCCGGAAACAGCUCUGGGACACUGCUCACCAGGUAAAGGAGAAGUUUGGCAAGCGCUUGUAUGAAGCUCUGUUGAAAGGAGAGAUCCCAGACAUGAAUACCAUCCUGGACAGGGACGACGUCACCAUCAUGAAGAGGGCCAUAUAUGCCACUCAGAGACAUGGCCUCCCCCCAGUGACGACCCACAACAUGCUGGAUGACGGCUCGGACCCGAUACUGUCCAACGUCCGACGCAUCGGCCUCUUUAACUGCCGCACCGACCGCGUCAAGGUAGUGUUCCAUCCAGAGUUCCUGUCCUCCACAAGCCCCCUCCUCCCUAUGGACUAUGAGGAGUUUGUGCGGGGGUGCCAUCUUGGCGUGUUUCCUUCCUACUAUGAGCCCUGGGGCUACACGCCAGGCGAAUGCACUGUGAUGGGGAUUCCCAGUGUGACCACCAACCUCUCGGGCUUCGGCUGCUUCAUGGAGGAGCACGUCACGGACCCUGCGGCUUACGGGAUCUACAUCGUGGACCGCCGGUUCCGCUCGGCGGACGAGUCCUGUAACCAGCUGACCCAGUUCAUGUUCGGGUUCUGCCAGCAGUCAAGAAGGCAGCGCAUCAUCCAGCGGAACCGCACCGAGAGGCUUUCGGACCUGCUGGACUGGAGGUACCUCGGGCGGUUUUACAUGCACGCGCGCCAUCUUGCCCUGAGCAGAACAUUCCCAGAUAAGUUCAAGAUGGACACAGCAGCACCACUGCGCACGGAUGGAUUUCGCUACCCGCGACCUUCCUCGGUACCCCCCUCUCCAUCUGCCUCCCUGCACUCCACUCCGCAUCAUAGCGACGAGGAAGAUGAGGAGCCAUAUGACGAGGAAGAGGAAGCUGAGCGAGAUCGCCAGAACAUCAAGGCUCCCUUCUCUCUGGAGACAGUACCUUCUGGCAAGAAGAAGCUACCGGGUUAAUGCUGCUCCUGGCAGAGCCGCCCCCCCCCACCACCUCCCCCCCAGACAGCGUGAGCUUCACCCUUAGGCUUCGUAUGCUGAAAGCAGAACGAAUAUUCUUGUGUUAAAGCUCAAGCAUCCAGAAUUUUUUCAAGGCUAAAAACUACAAGGCAACAGACCCACGAUGCAUCAGGAGUAAAUGUUUGAAGCAGUGCUUAAAAAAAACACGACAAUGAGAGUGGUACCACUGCCGGGAAUCAAUAAACCUCAGCAGCUGAACCAGAUGAGUACAAUUGCGUGUAAAGAUCUGAUCCGUGCUCAACAGCAAACUUUAAGUAAAGACACCUUGCAUCUGGAAUGAAAAGACGGGAUGGUAGUUUCCCAGUUGUACAGCUAUGAGCAUGUGUGUGCGUGUGUGUGUGUAUAUAUACAUACAUGGGUGUCAUUAGAUCCGAUCAGUCUUGAGUCUUGAAAGCCGAGCCUCGAGAAUUUUGGUCCCGAUUUGAUCUCCCUCCAAAAAAAUAAAACAACCCAAAAAGUCAAGCCACUGGUAAACUUAGCCCAACAGCUAUAAACUGUCUG